Molecule: messenger RNA, 1944 nt
Organism: Scomber japonicus (chub mackerel)
Lineage: Eukaryota; Metazoa; Chordata; Actinopteri; Scombriformes; Scombridae
Product: V-set and immunoglobulin domain-containing protein 1-like
Exons: 7
Coding region: 87-1664 (525 amino acids)
Cellular component (GO): plasma membrane
Source: RefSeq, a predicted model, not a curated record
GGCUCUCGGUCUGAGACAGCGAGCAUCUAUUUCAAAUAGUUCUUUUUCAUUUCUUUUUUUAUUCUUAUUCAUAUUUUCUUUUAGCAAUGGCAACAAAGACACGGCUGGGAUGGCAAGAACUGUUUCUGAUACUUACAGUGCUGCCUUGCUGUAGGAGUUUGGAGGUUUCUAUUCCACAGCAACUAUACAAAGUCUCAAAAGGAGAUGAUGUUACCUUGACAUGCUCCUUCACUCCAGCCAAUCCAGAUUUCACCUUGCUCGUCCUCAAAUGGUCAUACCUCCAGAACAAUCCAGAUGAACCAACGCAACGCGUGGCCACCUUCUUUACAGACAGUACAGUCGACAUUGUGCCUGAAUAUGAAAACAGAGUCAGAUUGGAGGUUGACACCACUACACAUGUAAGCACACUCCACUUGACGAAGGUGACCAUGCAGGAGAGCCAUAAAUUCCAAUGCAGUGUCAUGAUCCCCGGUGACGAUGAGGGAACAACUUCUGCAACCACUUCCCUUUUGGUUCUGGAACCUCCCUCUAAGCCCCUCUGCACAAUUCAGGGGAAAGCAGAAUAUUGGCAAGACAUCACCCUCACCUGCAAGUCUGUGGAAGGAUCCCCAAAACCCAGCUAUAAAUGGAAUAGCUACAGUGUCCAAAACAUGCCCAGACCAUUUCCGCUGAAGACAACUGAAGAGAAUGGACUCCUUUCAUUAUUCAAUAUUUCCCGAGACACAUCUGGGUUCUUCAUUUGCACGUCAACCAAUGAAGUUGCUUCUGCCAGCUGCAACCUCACCUUAGCUGUGGUGCCAGCCAGUAUGAGCUUAGGGUCUACUACAUAUAUAGUUGGAGGAGUCAUCGCAGGUUUACUGUGUCUAGCGCUUCUCAUCUUCUGUUGCUGCCGGAAGAAGGGCGAAAAGGAACAGAAUGCUGAAGGUUACCCCGAAGACAUGGAGUUUCAUGACAAAGCUGGAGAGCAGUACCGGGAUGACACAAGUGAAGUAAACCCACAGGUUUACCAAGACAAAGCUGUUUCUCAGAACAGUUACAGCGCAAGACCAGCUGGGUAUAAGUCUGAGGAUGACCAACAGAGUUAUUACAGUGGUACAGAAAGACAUGAUGUUAAGGGCAGUGAUAUUGAUACACGUUACCAGGACGACCAGCAUGAUAGCUAUCGUGGCAGCCGUGAUCACCUUGACGAUAAACGUGAUCGUUAUGGUGGCAGUCGUGAUCAUCUUGAUAAUCAGCGUGAUCGUUAUGGAGGAAGUCGUGACCGCCUGGAGGAUCAAAGGGAUCAGUAUGGUGGCAGUCGUGAUAGGCUUGACGAUCAGCGUGAUCGUUACAGGGGCAGUCGCGAUCACCUUGACGUUAAGCGUGAUCAAUAUGGUGGCAGUCGCGAUCGCCUUGAAGAUCAGCGUGAUCAUUACAGCGGCAGUCGCGAUCGCCUUGACGAUAAGCGUGAUCGGUAUGGCGGUAGUCGCGAUCGCCUUGAAGAUCAGCGUGAUCAUUACAGCGGCAGUCGUGAUCGCCUUGACGAUAACCGUGAUCGUUACCGUGGAAGUCGUGAUCGCCUUGACGAUAACCGUGACCGUUACGGUGGAAGUCGCGAUCGCCUCGACGAUCAGCGUAGUCGUCAUGGUGGAAGCCGUGAUCAACUCGAUUACAAUCAGUACUGAAACUGAUAGGAAGAACUUUGUGAAUCACUGAAUAACUACUGAAUCUUGUGCUAAAAAUCUUAUUUGCCUGGAUGCACUGAACUGGUUUCAUGGCUUAGUGCCUCGUCACUUCACUUGGGGACUAUUUGUGGAAUAGUUGCCUGUGAAUCCACUAAUAACAGUGAUUCAGUUGAAGUGAAUAAUAGUCCAAAUAUUUGCUUCAGCCAAACCAAAACAACUACUAACCCUACCACACCUAACGCCACACACCAAUAUUUAAUUAAACAGGGCCUGAUCUGGA